AUGGUAUACCAUGUCUAUGUAGACAUAAGUAAGACAACAGGAAGGCACAAAAAAACCACGUACUAUGACCAUCAAAACUGUGCUAUAACUCUAAUAAAGGAAGAUGACCCAAAGAGGGUUACUACCUACAACCAGCUGACUGGUUACAAAUUAUACACCCACAGAUUGCCACCUGAUACUUGGUAUGGAAUUUAUUACGAUCUUGGAGUAAUAAAUCACAAAAAUGCUAAACAAGAAGGAUUAGGUGAUCACAAAGAGUAUUGGAAUAGUAAACAUGUUUCCGUUUAUUACUGGAAAAAUGAUGAAGACAAUCUCAUUCCCCUUCUCAUCGGGAUUAAUUUAAACGGAAGGAAUGAGACACACUUCCGUAAAAAGAGUCUAAAUAAUGAAUGGUGGGAAAAAUAUAAUGAAUCACCAUAUUCCCAUGAUUUUAGUUUUACAAAAAUAUUCGAUGGCACCUUCAAGAAAAUUGUAAUACUUAACAUUGGGGCCGAAUUUGGGACAAGUUACUGCAGUCAUCCGUCAAAAGAAGACUUUAAGAAACCUUACAUAUCUAGUCCUAGUCAUGCGAAUUGUGAAUAUAUCACAAUAUCUGUGAGUUUGAAGAAUAAAACACCAUGUCAAGGAUACACCGCAUUUAUACACAAAUCUCUUGGUGGUUCAAUGCAUAUUCUAUCAACAUGGCAUAGAAAUAAAUUUCUUCCAUUCAAAGACAGUUUGUUUAAAUCGGAAUAUGAUUCUAUGACUGUAUACUAUGCAGAAGGUGAUGAUAAUAUGAAACACCCUCUCCUGGUUGAGCUUAAACAUACUUCCGGACGCUAUGAAUUUUAUGAGCCGAAUGGAAACAGCUGGAAACAGAAAUUUAAAACUUCGACCCAUAAUUAUUACCAACUUGAAAGAAUAGUUUUAGGCAUAUUAGAUAAGUAUGCGUGUAAAGUAUACGAUGCUAUUCCCAUUGAUAUAUCUAAGAGGGAAAGGACCAACUACCGUUGCAAGGAAGUUUGUUCAAGUAACCACAGAAUUAAUGUUUGGAACAAUACUAAGGCUAGCGGUGGGAUUGAAGGUUACGAAGUAUACACUCAUACUCUUCCAAACGGUAUCAGCUCUACAAUCAGUAGGUUCAUGAACGGGAAUAAGAAUAUAACGAUACAUGGUAUUUCCUUUCCGAUUCAGUCUAUUACUCAUGUUGCCGUAUAUUUUCCGAAAUGUGCCAAAAAUGACACACCGAUAUUAAUUCAUAUCACUCAUGGAAGUAAUGAUAGUAAGUGGUAUAAAAGGAAUUCUAAAGAAAACCCUAAUGAAUGGGUAGAAGUUGGGAAUGUCUUAGAGAAUAUCAGACCAGACGAUAUAAACAAAGUACUAAUAGUGAGUGUUCUUGAGGGAAUACUAAAAGGUUUGGAAAUAGAAGGAUGUGAAAAACGUGUGACAACAGGUAAACCUAAUAUUCCCUCGACUGGAGGUGUUUUAAAGAAUAUCUUCAACAAUAGAUGUAGUAUGGAUGUAGGAGACUGUAGCCAAGGUGAAUAUUAUGUUGACAAUUAUUUUAAAAUAACUAAACCUGAUAAAAAAGAAAAGCCUGAUUAUUUAGAUAUAGGGAUAACUGGAAAGCCUGCUGGUACGGAAACAUCAUCCGGUAAUGGAUCCAUCAACGGACAUAAUAAUAUAGAGAUUACCAGCGGUGGAAGUGUUGUAGAUACAGAUACUGUAACAUAUGUAGGGAAUUUGAGGCACUUAGGAGCCGGGACGAUGGAUAUAGUAGAGAAUACCAAGUCAAAUAACCAAAUUAGUUUAACAAUGACAAAUUCGAACGGUGGCAAUGUAUUUCUCCCUAAUAAAGAAAAUUAUACUCCAGACGACAGAAGUCAUGGUAAAGAAAAGGAUAGUAAAGAUAACUCAACAAAUACUGGUGCAGUAGGCUCUAUUUCUGGUGUUACUACUAGUUUAACUGGUGAUGCUGGUGAUACUCAGAGUACGUUUACUAAUGCUCACGGUGAAAGGGCUCUAGUUAUUACUAAGGCUGGUAAAGAAGAAAUGUUUGCUCUUCUAUCUCCACUAGACGGUGAUGCUGUUGGUAAUGGUGUUAGUGAUCGUACCGUUGAUGGAAUUAAAGCUAGUGAAGGAACUGUUGCUCCUCCCCCGCCUUCUGUCACUAUUGACAUUUCUGAAAGGUCUGUCAUCGGAUGGAAUAGUACUUAUUAUGAUUACACUUAUGGUUACAGAAAUAUUGAGGUAACUCCCAAUAGUAGGAGUCCUCAGGGCUUCACUGGAUAUGCUCACACUAUACCUAAUAAAACAAGUGAGUACUUUACCCUUAAGCAGGUGAAUUAUAAGGGUUAUUCUACUGGGAUUAUAAAAGGAUCGUCUAUUCCAAACGUCACCUCUGUUUCAGUUUACUACUGGUCCUUUUUAGAGGGCCCUACUAGGAGGCCUAUUCCUGCAGAGAAGAGAAAUAGACCACUUCUUAUUAAGAUCAUUACUAAGGGAUCUAAAGGAAACCUUGAAGAAGCUUACUAUGAAAAUAUUAGUACUAUGUCUAGUGAGAAUGAAUGGGCAGAGAUUCAAGGUGAAAAACUCAACAAACUUAGGGAAUCCGAUGGACUUGAGAAAAAGCUUAAACUCCUAAAUUGUCGGCUUAACAGUGCAGUGAUAAUAGAUUUAAGUAUGAAACCUACUAUUACCAGUACAGAGAACUAUGAUGCAUGUGACGAUAUUGAUAAGAGGACUCUUGGCACCAACCAUGGUCAUUCAAAGAUAAAGGUAUACAAGGACUCUCCUAUUAGAACUUACAGUGUCUAUAAACAUGUUCUCAAUCAGGGGGGGAAGUUCCACAUACUCUCUUUCAAGAAUGGUGAAACGCCUCUUACUGGAAUUGGAGAUCCACCCAUUAUAGAUGUGGAUGAAGUGAGAGUCUACUUCUGCUCAAAGGAUAGAGAUAAUAAGCCUCUUCUCAUAUACUAUCAUAAGCCUGGAGGAUCACCGGAACAUAACUGGUACAAAAGUGAGAAAACUACCAGUGAUAGUGAUGAGUGGAAAUGGGUAGUUUAUCUACCUUCGUCAAAAACCGAUGAUUAUGAGAAAAUCCUCACUGAACUUAACACCCUCACUAGCACUUGUGCACCUCCCAAGGUGACAAUUGAUAUAUCAAACAAGGGCGAUGGAAUAACCUACCAAAGUCCUGAAAGCACUCCAUCUCCACAAAAUGUAAAGGUUGUCAAAACUCCUGGAGGUAUUCUGGAUGAUCCUCCACCAAACUAUGAGAGAUAUGAUCAUACCGUAACUAUUAGACCUAGAAGUUACUUUACAGUAUCUGGAUUUAUAUAUGAAACAGGAAAGAAGAUUACUGGGAUACUCAAUGGACUUACUCCCAUGGAGAAUGUUACAUCCGUCUCAGUAUAUUAUUGGGGACCCCUUAAGGAUAAAGGUAAUCCACUCCUGAUCAAGAUUAUGAAGUCGAAUGGUAUUGAAGAGUCUGAGUGGUAUGAGAAUAGUAGUAAGGAUGGACAGAACAGAGACUGGAAAAGGGUUGAUAAUUCACAGGAGGAAACACUUAAAGACUCGUCCACUCUCCAGAAAAAGCUCAACCUCCUGAAUUGCAGACUUAGCCGCGUAACUGUUAUAGACAUUGGACAAAGACCUACUGAUGGGAUGAGUUCUGAUGCUACUUACUGUCAUGAAGGUUCAGAUUAUGAAAGUCUUGAUAAUGAUGGACAUAAGCCUAAACUGCUUAAGGUAACAGAUGUUUCCAAGGAAGAACAAUAUGGUGGUGAAAAACUCGGUGACUUUGCAAUAUAUAAACAUACUUUACGGAGUGGAGGAAGAACUUUUCAUAUAUCUUCGUUUUUAAACAAUAAAACUAAAAACUCUGUCAAACUUGACGGUCUUCCUCCACCUUUUAUUGAUGUACCUGAAGUCAUCGUUUACUAUUGCAGUUCUACUGAAGAUGGAAAACCUUUGGUAAUGAACUUUAAGUAUAAGAAAACACCCGGUACAGGAGCUGAUAUUGACGCAUGGUAUAAGAAACCUCUUGGAACGGAUGAUGGUCCCUGGGUCCCACUGGAACCAAAUGAGAAGCCUAAGAAUGACAAUAGUGAUAUUGAUAAGAAAUAUACUCCAUUAUGGGUUCUUCUUGAUAGUUAUGACACAAAAUGUAAAACAUCACUGUGGAAGAUAGUUAUCUCUACGGGUGGUGGUACACUUGGAACCGGUGGUGCCGUAGGCGGUGCAGGAUAUUGGGCCUAUUCUAAAUACUUUAUAGACGCUUUGGUACGCUUAAUAUAA
Molecule: messenger RNA, 4278 nt
Organism: Theileria equi strain WA
Lineage: Eukaryota; Apicomplexa; Aconoidasida; Piroplasmida; Theileriidae
Exons: 1
Coding region: 1-4278 (1425 amino acids)
Source: RefSeq, a predicted model, not a curated record